AUGUGGCGUGCCACUCUGCCGUGCGGCCUGCCCGCUGCCGCUGCCGCGUCCUUAUCCGGAUGCCGAGCGCCACUGAGUCGUCAAGGCUGGUCACGCACCCUGUUGAUGAAGCACGCCUUGGGACUGCCGAGAAGGCUGAGUAUCCUGGAGCACGUCCAUCUCAAGGGGGAUCCUUCAACCGGCCUGGUAGCCUACGAGCAUGCGGAAGACGCACAGGAGCAGCAUCGGGCCAGAUUUCUCCGGUGGAAGGCGUUAUCUGAGGAACAGAGGACAUCAGCGUCGCACCGCCAUGUCCCAAGGCCGCGCCUCAUGUCGUUCGAGGCAACGCCCACCUUCACCCUGGGCCGCCGCCAGGAAGACUUGACUGCAGAGCAGGCCAGACGUCUGCAACAGCCGCUGGAUAUCGGCCUGGUGCACCGUCGCAACCCCAUCUCACGCCGCUUCACGCCGCAGGUCAGAAAGACCAACCGCGGCGGUCUGACGACGUACCACGGUCCGGGACAAAUAGUUCUCUGGCCCAUCAUCGACAUGCACUCAUCCGCGUAUCCCAAGUACGGCGUGGCCUCGUACGCGAAUCACCUGGAAACGACGACGCAGCGCCUGCUCUCUGGGCUGUUUGGCAUCCACACGUACACGACUCGCGAUGAGCCUGGCGUGUGGGUGAAGACGUCGAGUGGGCAGGAGCGCAAGAUUGCAGCCUUGGGCGUCCAUCACCGGCGGUACGUGACUGCGUUGGGGAUUGCCGUGAACAUUGAUGUGCCCGUGGCCGGGGGGGAAGCUGUGAACCCGUGGGCUCGGUUCGUGCCGUGCGGGCUUGACGGGAGGUCGGUUACUUCCGUGGCUGCAGAGGUUGGGGUUGACUCGGCGCUGGGAUGGGAUUUGGAGGACCUGGCUGGUCGGUGGGCAAGUUUGUUUGAGGAAGGGCUGGCGGACGAGGCAACGAGGAGCGCGGGGGACGGCGAGCCGCAGAGUCGGCUGCAGAGGUGA
Molecule: messenger RNA, 987 nt
Organism: Metarhizium album ARSEF 1941
Lineage: Eukaryota; Fungi; Ascomycota; Sordariomycetes; Hypocreales; Clavicipitaceae
Product: Octanoyltransferase
Exons: 1
Coding region: 1-987 (328 amino acids)
Biological process (GO): protein lipoylation
Cellular component (GO): mitochondrion
Molecular function (GO): lipoyl(octanoyl) transferase activity
Source: RefSeq, a predicted model, not a curated record